UCGCUAAAACAGUGAUUUCAAAAUUGCCAACUUAAGAAAAUAAAUCACUAAUACUCUGAACUCGUAUAUUAAAAUUAUAAGAGUGUAUAUUCAAGUAGGUAUGUUUACGAAAAUAACAUCAAAAUAAGAAAAGGCAAUGGAUCGUUGCUUGUUAUUGUUUAAAACAAAAAAGAGGAUAUUCAACAGAAUACUGUAUUCUGCACAAUCAAGUAAUCGAACAAAAAUGGAUAAGUUUACUCGUGAAAUUGAUUUUAAAAUCCUCAACGAAAGAUUCAUUGCAAGCGAACAUUUAUUUGUCACCGAUGAUUGGGAAGAUUUAAGUUAUACCAGUCAUUACGGAUUAUUAAAAAUUUCAAGUCAACUUGUUUUUUUGCGGCCUCCUAUACCUCUAGAAGUAGUCGCUUUGAGAAUUUGCACCUUAUGCGAAGAAUUUAACAGCUUAAAAGCUACAUUUGAUUUAAAUGGAAAUAUACCGAAUUGGCCCUAUUGGGAAAUGUUUUUUAAUUAUUGGACCGUAGUUCAAAAUCGCGCCCAAUGAAAUAAUAAAAAAUGCAUUAAUUUAUUAAAUUAAUUACUUACUUAAAAAUGUUUGU
Cotesia glomerata is the source of this 593-nucleotide messenger RNA. RefSeq lists its product as uncharacterized. Bases 137 to 538 code for a protein of 133 amino acids. The record is from RefSeq and is a predicted model, not a curated record. The transcript is spliced from 4 exons. Lineage: Eukaryota; Metazoa; Arthropoda; Insecta; Hymenoptera; Braconidae.